CAGGGACUCGCGGACCUGAGAGGUGGAAAAAAAAUAAAAAAAGUGUUACAGAACAGAAGUAGUCGAGGCGUAUGAGAAAACAGGAAGCAAAGAGGUGGAAAGCCAAGCAGGGGUGGUUGUUGUUAAAAAAAACUUGAGGGGCAACUCUGUCGUGAUUUUGCGCUUUUAAACUGUCAACACUUGCGGUUGGUUAGAGCUCGAGGACUUUCUGUCCGUUGCCUGGACACCGCUGAAGGAAGGAAGCUCGCGCUGCGCGCCGAAGUGGACGGAUCAACGACUACCAGUUCAGGGGUCUCGGUUUAUUAACUCGUACAGGAAUGAACCCCACCUCGCUAUUAUUUUAUUACUUUGAAGCCAGGGCGUGAUUCUGUAGCUUUCAAACGUGGCCCUGCUCGAUUUCACUGGAGUAUUUUGACGUUGAAGAAGUCCUCACUCCUCCUGACAGCAACGGCGGACGGUAGCGAGUCUAGCGACUAGCGAGUGAAUGCACGAGCAGGCAGGCUGAGCUAACGCGAGCUAGCGACUUAGCUGCUAAUGUCAACUAACAUGGAGGGAGAGGUGCAUGUGUUACAUAACAACCGAAUGCAAUUAAAUCGCCGACUUUUGACACCUCUCAAGCACAGUUAUGGACGCGAUUUAUUCGUGAAAGAAUAAAACAAUAAGUUACGUAAGCACGUUGUUUUACGAGAGAUGGAGUCCAACUCGCUUAUCAGUGAUGUCUGUCCCCUGCAGCAAUGGAUCCGUCCAUUACACUGUGGCAGUUCCUGCUACACCUGUUGGAUGAUCAGAGUCAAAAGCACCUGAUCUCCUGGACAUCUGGGGACGGAGAAUUCAAGCUACUGGACGCUGAGGAGGUGGCCAGACUCUGGGGGCUCCGCAAAAACAAAACCAACAUGAACUAUGACAAACUGAGCAGAGCACUUCGAUACUACUAUGACAAGAAUAUUAUUAAGAAGGUUAGCGGCCAGAAGUUCGUCUACAAGUUUGUCACCUUUCCCGACCCCAACUCCGCUGAUGGCCUGAGAGGGCCCGAGGAUACCCAAAGGGCCAAUGCAGUGGAGAAAUUGGAGCUCUCCAUCCAGACCAAACCUGUAGGUGGCACUAACACCACCAACCCUUGUCUUUCCAAGAGCCUGCAGGUCCAGCGCACCUCCCCCAGCUCAGUGCAGCGCAGCUCCCGCAACGAUUACAUGAAGUCUGGCCUCUACUCCACGUUUACAAUCCAGUCCCUGCAAACACCCUGUAAAACCACAUCUAGAGCCAUUAAAUCAGAGCACUUCCUGAGUGACGGCAGCCCCAAAGCUGCCUCACUGGACCGUACAGUAUAUGAGGUGCGCGUGUGUCAGACAGAGGCCCAGCCGACUGUGGAGAGCAGUGGUCUGCAGGUGAUAGUGACCCACCCGUCUCCAUGUGCUACACCCGCCCUCAGUCCCCAGACACCCGCUGGCUCUGCCACAGCAGCCACGAACGCUCAAGCACAGAAGAGCCAGAAUUUGGGUGACCCGCCACAGAUCUACCUGUCUGAUCCCAGCUCUCUGACCUCCCUCAUUCCUCUGGCUCAUGGAGAAUGUGUGGUCAACCCCUCUCAGCAGGUGUUCGUGGUCAUUAAACCUCCACAUGUAGGGAUGACCAAAGAGUCCGGCCUUUCGCCUGAGGACGACCUGCUGGAGAUUGUUCAUCUGGAGGAAAAAUCAGAGGUUGAGCCGUCUCUUCAACAAGCUCAGUCAGUGUCUGCAGUUCCUGUCCCUGGAGUAAAAGAAGCACCGAUCCCUGCGGACGCCCCGUCACCCUGCGUGGAGUCUGCGGUCCAGCCCGUCGGGGAAGGAGAGGUCAAGGAAAAGUCAGAGCUGUCUGAGGAUUCCAACGCAGCAUCAGCCUCUCCCCCAUUGAGCACACAGGAAGUGCAGCCUCCUAAAUCAAAGAAGCCGCGCGUGCUUGAGCUGCCGUCCUCGUCCGCCCUGCUGCCACCUGGACUCUCACUGGAUAAAGUUAAUGCAGCGGUGAACAGUCUCCUGGCCCCCGGCAGUGCUGCAAAUACCCUAACGCCUACAGUUAUCACCUCACAUGCCCUGACUCCAGUGCUGUUGACACCGAGUCCGCUGCCAUCAACCAUUCACUUCUGGAGCACGCUCAGUCCUAUCGCUCCACGCAGCCCUGCCAAGCUCUCCUUUCAGUUCCCCUCUAACGGAAGCAAUCAGAUCCAGAUUCCCGCUCUGAGUGUAGAUGGCUUGUCCACACCUGUUGUUCUCUCCCCUGGACCACAGAAACCAUAACCUUCUAUUAAUUUCCUUGCCUUGCAACAUGGUGAUUGGCUUCCUCCCCAGCCAAUGAGAUGCCAAGGAACAGAACAUGGAAGACUCUGUAAGUUCUGCUUGGUGUUAAUUGGGGCAUCUGCUCCAGUGAUGACAAAGCACAAGGAUUGCGCUCUCCUUUACGAUUGGCUGACAGAGCAGCCCAGCUCUAGGCUUGAUGGUGGCAUUGUUAAGACUAUUUACACUUUAUUUUUCCCCUUUGCCUUUUUUAUAUGGUUGUCUGUUUAUUUAUUUAUUUUUGUUGUCUGAAAAGAAUCAUAACGCAUCUUGGUUUUCUUCAGAUGCACUUACCAGAAUGUUCAUAAUGACAUUUUAAUUUGGAACAUGGAUAUCUCACCUUUUUUAAUUUAUCGUAAUAACGAGUUAUGGACCACACAAGGAAACCUUUGAUUGAAUAGAGGCAUGAAAUGCCCUUACUUACAGACAGAGUAUUUCUUUACCUCGAACUGCAUUUCUUAAUUUUGUGUGAAUGGGAAGCAUGCAUUUAAAGUCUGAGAGAAGACGUCCAGAUUUAAGUGCAAGUUCAGUUCUUUCCUUGGCGUUGCAGAGACACAAUUUGUACACAAAUGGAUUUCUCAGUUUUUAAAGGACAUGACGCACUGUUGUUUUAUAGCAUUCUGCAUUUUUUCUAUGGACAAAUGAGUCAGUUUUGCUAAGGAGGCAUUGAAAAUGCCCAAGGAAUGUCAUGAUCAUUUCUAGGACCGAAGAGGCAGAAAGAGGCUGGACACAUUUCAAGAGAGGAGUCAUGCCAAGAUAUCACGAUCUGGAAUGUAUCAAUACUCUUUUUUUUUAUUAUUAUCUGGGACAUUCCUUUAUUUGAAAACUUUCUUCUUGUAAAUAUAUUUUGCACCCAUUCCGGUUUGAACAGAUUCAGUUGUUGUUCUAGAUCUCUUGUUUUUUUCCCUGACUAUCAAGAAACCCUUUUCUCUAGCAGCAUCCUAAAAGAAGAUGUGGAUUUUAGAAGCGCUACAUCCAAGCUGUUUCGGUUUCAUGUUUAAAAACAAAAAAUGCGGGAGGAGACCAAAGACCAACUGUCUGCAUACAAUCCAUCGAUGUUUUCUUUUGGUUCUCACUCUCUCCAUCUUUCUCCAAUUCUAUUUUUAAUCUGUCACAUUAAAGGGCUACAAGAACCUUAACGCUACCAAAAUGCUCAAUUUUUAAAAUUGUAAAUAACGGAUACACCUAACUCGCCAGCUAUAAGUGUGAAAUUCAAUACAGAUGUGAAUAGUUGGAAGUUAUUUAUGGAAGAACAGGAAGUAUGUAGCUUCAGCUGCUUUUGAAAUUGUUGGUCGUUUUGUGUAAACCGUGGCUCGCCUCUUAUGCUAUGUUCGUCUGAUGUGUUAAAAUCACACAUACGGUUGUUACCUCAAAGCUGUCAACAGCUCGAUGUGUCAAAGUCAAGGCAGGCACUCAAAUAUGUUGAGACUCUUUCCUACUGACAAACAAAGCCAACGUUUAUUUGCAUAUUUUCUUGUGCUUACGGUUUUUGAGAAGCUUUCUUGUCAGGAAAUGAUGGCGGUUGUAAAUGGAAUUCUGUGUCUUGUUGAUGGACAGCGGUUGGCUUAAUACAGCCUAAGACCGACUGAAUGGUGCUUUGUCAACGAUGCCAAACACGGAGCGUUUCCAUCCUUUCAUUUGACCCGAGUUUACUUAACUCACAUCUCCUUAUUUUACAUUUAGGGGUCAGUGACUUGAUUUUGGCUGCUUGUGUUGUUCAUAGAGACUUCUGGUUUGAUAUCUGCAUAAUUGUACUGAAUUGGAGGUUUUUGCUCAAAGCAUGAAGUCGUUGUUGUUGUUGUAUGUCACCUUUAAUUCUUUGGAUGAUUUGUGUUUGAUCUGGUUUGGGCUUUAGAUUAUACCCCUUAAACAAGAUGCAGCCCACAGCCGAUGUGCUACAUCCUCAGCCAAUGCAAACUGUACUAAUCUCAGUGAACGACUGUUCGAGGAUCAGCUCAGUUCAUCACAGCUCCUCUGUUGUGUUCAGAUGAUGUCACGGAUGCCCACGACACAUUGAAUGUUUUGUCCACGGGGCGUUUUGGGAGUUCUGCCCUCUCGCAUCACCACACGCUGAGCUCAUUCGUUUAAAUUGGCAAGUGACUUUGUGUCCGCAUAUAAAAAGUCAUCAGAGUUAUUGGUUAGUGAGUUCAGAGAGAUUAUCGUAAAACGUAUUGUCAUCGGUGAGUUACUUGUGGUAGAAACCGGCAAUAUCAGAUAACUCGCUGUGCUGGUCGAUUUAGUGAUUUGUGAGUAAUACUUUCUUUAUGCUAAAUCUUUAAUCGCCUCUGUUUUUGCAGUCUGUCACUUUCCCCUCAGCCCUCUCUGGAUUUCAGGGGAAGUGGAUCGGACUGUUCGUGCCUCAGAACGUCCACUUCACUUUAGCUGCGCGGCUGAGCUCUGUAAUGUGUUUUACUGCUGAUGUCUUUGAGCUUCUUCACCCUGCUGCGAUGCUGCUGUUUACUGUACAUCAGCACAAAUCAAUACGGUGACGGCAUUCUGUGCACGAUUCCCCGAAUUAAACUAUUAGAUAGUGAUGACUUUAUUUAUCCCUAAACAGGGAUUACCAAGCAAGCUUACAAAUGUUGAAAAUAUUGAAAUAGUGAGCCAUAUACAUUUAAAUUCUUUUCACUUUUAAAAUGAACAUUUAUACGAGCUAAAAAAGGAAUUAUACACGAGGUAUAUUUUGGAAGACUUUAGGAUAGUGUUGUGGGUUUGUGCUAAACUGCCUAAGACAAUUUUACAGUUGUCUGAAAAAAAAAACACGGUUGAAUAUUGUCAUUUUAAUGAGCUUUGGUCAAAUAAUGAAACUCAUGCUGCACGUCUCUGGACCCACAAAGACUGUUUGGGUAUCUUAAUACCACAUUUUAAUAGGCCUUAAAGUUGGAUUUCUGGUUAUGUGCUCAUUCAGUGACAAACCCUUUGGUAUUAAUAGUGAUAAGACCGAGUUGUUUUUUAUCUGAAGUCAUCCCAGAAUGAUAUUUUCAUGUGGAGAUGUCAUAUUUAUUAGAAGUAUAACAAGACAAAAAUAUGAAUUUAAGACAUUUUUAUUUAAUGCCUGUUUCCACACCCUGUUCCCUUAUGAGAACCAAAAAAUUGUAUUUGUUUUAACUGUACAAAGAAAUUGUAAAUGUUGGUAACCAGCAUGUGGUAAAUAUUCCUUUAUGCAAAUAAAGACGCAUUACAUAAAAAGCCAUUUAUGAAAUGAUCGAUUGGGCCAUAGAGAUGUAGGCUGAGACAAUGUGGAGAAGUGUCUAUAAAUGAUUUCCAAAUACCAGCAAUGGUUUGUUGCCGUCAGGGUGAAAGUUUCCAUUAUAAGAUGCUGUUAAUCUUACCGAAAUGUCUCAUUGAGAAAAACCUGUUUAAUGCUUGUUACUUGCUGUCCAAGUACCAAACCUAUCGCAGAAGAAAGAGUUGAACCUGUUGUGGCUACAAACUGUUAAGACAUUUGCCUCGUUUUGCUUUUCAAGUUACUGAAUUUGAACGUCUGCAGCGUCAGAUGCCGUAAUGAGUCUUUUCACUUGUUUUUCUCUUUGAAAUUUUAUGUGGGAACUGUUAUGUAUUGUAUGACUACAUUCAAUAACGUGUUGGGAAAUCUUGCGCUAUGCGUAUAUACUUGUGUACAAAACGUCCGCUAUUUGUGUAAAGAACGAACAUACAGCCCUGUUCAGCGUAUGGACUGUUGAGAAGCAGGUCUUUGUGGCCCGAGGUCCCUUUCCCAGAUGAGUCUCUCUCUGGGAGUUUAUUUCACGAAGGGACAGAGAGGCUUUUAUUUUUCUGACUGUCUAAAUGCUAUAUUGUAUGUACUGGAAAGAGAGAUAAAACUAUUUUCAUCUGCACAUUCUACUUGUUUGUGUAUGUGAUAGAUAUUAAUCUUGUUUUCUAUAAAGACAAAGGAGACUUGUAACUAAUAUGAAAAGUGAAUAAAAUGCUAUUUUGUUCUUUACAUUA
This is a messenger RNA of Triplophysa rosa, 6257 nucleotides long. RefSeq names its product ETS transcription factor ELK1 (gene elk1). Gene Ontology annotation, cellular component: nucleus. Gene Ontology annotation, biological process: cell differentiation; regulation of transcription by RNA polymerase II. The transcript is spliced from 9 exons. Lineage: Eukaryota; Metazoa; Chordata; Actinopteri; Cypriniformes; Nemacheilidae. The coding region runs from base 735 to 2273 and encodes 512 amino acids. The record is from RefSeq and is a predicted model, not a curated record. Gene Ontology annotation, molecular function: DNA-binding transcription factor activity, RNA polymerase II-specific; sequence-specific DNA binding.